This is a messenger RNA of Ruditapes philippinarum (Manila clam), 1309 nucleotides long. RefSeq lists its product as uncharacterized. The record is from RefSeq and is a predicted model, not a curated record. Lineage: Eukaryota; Metazoa; Mollusca; Bivalvia; Venerida; Veneridae. Bases 1 to 402 code for a protein of 133 amino acids. The transcript has 4 exons.
AUGCCUUUUUCACAGCAAAUUUAUCCACCCAAACAAGCCAGAAACCAGUGUUUAUCAUGUAUAAAAUGUGGUAAUAAGUUGUUACCACUAGGCCAGUAUGAGAAGCAGAAAAAACAUCCAGAAUUCCUGACCUGUGUUUUCAAGAAGAACACAGAGUUGAUAUAUUUUCCCAACAUGAAGACCAAGGAUUGCCAAUUACAAACAGUUGAAUCUGAAACAAAUAGUAAAGGUUUAAUGUUGAACAGUGUAUAUGACGAAACAUUAGGAUGUUGUAUACAGUAUUUACAAUGUAUACAAUGUAAGAAUGAUACAAUGAUUGGAGGUAGAGUUCUGCUGGCAGAUUCUACCUCGCAAUAUACAGCUGGACAGACUUGGAUUCUGUCAUCAGCUGCUAAGUUAUGAUGUGGAUAUUUCACUUCCAAGUUAAUCUUGUCAUUUUGACAGACUGGUGCUGCUAUUUUCAGACUUAAAAGGACUGUUAUGAUAGAGAAGUCUGACAAUAAUUGAUCUGCCUUCAAUCUUUUAUCUUGCCUAGUCACCCUAAACGUCUUAAUUUUGUGAGAAAGAACUAUUUUAAACCUUUAACCAGCUAGAAGUGAGUUAUUCGACCUUUCACACAAGUAUAGAGCCAAGUCAGCAUCUAUACACUCUUGACCAGGCUCUAUACUGUUGGUAGUUUUUAUCUUGAUAUUGGAAUACCUUAAACUUUGAAUAGACUGUUCCAAACUCACAGCAGGGCAAAUCCAUUACAAAAAAUCAGGAGGUUAAGCGUUAUCAUUGAACCCAUUCUUUAAAGGUCAAUAUCUUCUAUAACACAAUCUCAGUAAAAAAAAAAACAAGCAAAGUUUGAUAUAAAUUUUAUCACAUAUGGAGCAUGUCAUUAAGAAAAUUUAUAAUUAUUAUUCAUUGCAUGUUUAUUACUAUUAUGAUAUUAUAAAACUUAAAGUUAUCCCCCCCUUUAAUUGGUUGUGAGAUGUAUUUCUGGUUUGACACUGUGUUCAAUGCGCAAACUUGCAAAGUUUGGAAUUUUUCAAAAAGUUCUUUGUAAAUAAAUGAAUUUACCAUUAUAUUUAAUUACAGCAUGUGCGUUAUUGUUGUUUUAUGAAGUAUUUAAGGAGUUAUUGGUCCUGAAUUGAUUAAAAAUAGAGAGAAUAAAUCAGGACAGUUACACAUAUAUAAAAGUUAAGAAAAUCACAUAAGUCUCUUUUGGUGUAAGUUAGACAUAGCAAUAUUUUAAACCAAAACGUUUUAAAACAUCUUUAAUUGGUGAUAUUUGUAUGUUGACUUGCAGGUUUUGUUUUAUUUUAAA